AUGGUGGAACAGGAGUUUUCAGCACUCGUACCCUCACAGAAAUACUACUUAGAAAAACACUCCAUGCACAAAAAUACCUUUACAAAGGCUAAGGACUCCAGGCUCACCUGCCGGGGAGGCGCCAAUGGGCGGAGUCAAGGGCCGGAAGUGCCCCGGAGGGCCGGCCUUCCCGCGAAAACCGCCGGCCGGAACUGCCAGGAGGUCCCGCCCCCAGGCGGAACUCCGGGUUGCUGGGCAACCGAAGUGGGCGCCUUCGGCAGGCUCAGUGUUCCCUGGAACAAGCCGAGUGUAGCUCCCACCUCUUGUCCUGGCAACCUCCCGUCCCGCCCGCCUUCCUUCUUGCCGCCUCUCCUUGCGUCGCGGAAUCCCUGCCCUUGGCACUACGCACACGUCUCCGGCUCCCACUACCACUUAGCGCCCACCUGCCUGAAAGCCAGUCUCCACCCGAAGCGAAGCGACCGGGCCCCAGGCGUGGCUUCCAGGCUCACAGACCGCACCCUCCCAGCCAUGGGCACCUACACCUACACCAGCCGGCCCCGGGCCCUGCCCUGCCAGCGCCGCCGUUACCGGGACAGCAUAAUGCAGCCAGCUGAAGAACCUAUGCAUUAUGGAAACAUAAUGUAUGACAGAAGGGUGAUCCGAGGCAAUACUUAUGCUCUACAGACAGGACCACUGCCUGGGCAGCCUGAUCCUAUAGAGGUUCAGAGACAGCAGCAGGCUAAGAGGAGGGCUCUUGCCAGAAAACGAGCCCAAGAACAGCUCAGACCACGAACCCCCGAACCCGUGGAAGGCAGAAAGCAUGUGGAUGUGCAAACAGAAAUAUACCUUGAAGAAAUUGCUGACCGCAUAAUAGAAGUUGAUAUGGAAUGCCAAACAGAUGCAUUUUUGGACAGACCACCAACACCGCUCUUUAUUCCUGCCAAAACUGGCAAAGAUGUGGCCACCCAAAUACUAGAAGGAGAGCUCUUUGACUUUGAUCUUGAAGUAAAACCAAUGUUAGAAGUUCUGGUGGGGAAGACCAUUGAGCAGUCGCUUCUGGAAGUAAUGGAAGAAGAAGAGUUGGCUAACCUGCGGGCCAGUCAGCAUGCAUAUGAAGAGUUACGCAAUGUUGAACUAGCUGAAGUUCAGCGACUUGAAGAGCAAGAGAGACGGCACAGAGAAGAAAAAGAGCGGCGUAAGCAACAGCAGUGGGAGGUGGUCUACAAGCACAAUGAGACCUCGCAGAAAGUGGCCGCUCGGGCGUUCGCGCAGCGCUACCUGGCGGACCUCCUCCCGUCCGUGUUUGGCAGUCUCAGGGACGGUGGCUACUUCUAUGAUCCCAUUGAAAGAGAUAUUGAGAUAGGAUUCCUUCCAUGGCUAAUGAAUGAAGUUGACAAAACCAUGGAAAACAGUAUGGUGGGAAGGACAGUGCUUGACAUGUUGAUCCGUGAGGUGGUCGAGAAGAGACUGUCUAUGUACGAGCGUAAGGAGGACCAGCCCCCAUAUGUGAAGGCUGAGGAUGGGCUCGGUGGCCCUGGAGCAAUGGGAGAACCACUGAUGGGUGAUGAAGUCCAUGAGCAAAGUACAUCACAGCCACAGAGGCCCCUUUCGGACAGAGACUCCCUGCAAAGAACACCAAGCGAUGGAAGGUACACGGAGAACAUGUCAUCCCGAGAAAGGAAGCUUAUGGAAGAAGGAGAGGAUGAACAAACAAUAAGGAAAACCUCAGGGAGAGAACUAUUGCAACCGAGGGGAGUCUUCGAGCCAUGACACCACUCAGCGGCCAGUCAGCAUUGCGAGCAAUCAGGUAACGAUGCGCAGGUCCCCUCAGGUUAUGGAAAUUAUGUUGUAUUUACUCAACAUGUCUUUUUGUCUCAUGGAU
Neomonachus schauinslandi (Hawaiian monk seal) is the source of this 1861-nucleotide messenger RNA. It is a transcript of the gene RSPH3, whose product is annotated as radial spoke head 3. The transcript has 9 exons. Gene Ontology annotation, cellular component: cilium. Lineage: Eukaryota; Metazoa; Chordata; Mammalia; Carnivora; Phocidae. The record is from RefSeq and is a predicted model, not a curated record. Bases 1 to 1749 code for a protein of 582 amino acids.